Molecule: messenger RNA, 1095 nt
Organism: Fusarium sp. VM40
Lineage: Eukaryota; Fungi; Ascomycota; Sordariomycetes; Hypocreales; Nectriaceae
Source: the annotation of a GenBank genome assembly
AUGGGAAUCCUCUUCUCGCGUCCAGGUCGCGAGACAUCGGCUCUGCCCCCUGGCGCUUUUCACGCAGGCAAUCUCUCAUCCAUCAACAGCUCAUCCAUUGGUCCGUAUCUCGGAUACAACACCGGCCUGUACGAAGCCAACCCCCCGCCGAUACCCUUUGAAUGGAUCAUAUCGCCCAAAACCAUUGACGGAUCGUGCCCAAAUGGCGCUCAGAUCCUGACGUGGUUCGGUGUCACGGAGGCCGUCAUUACUGUUCUGGCACCACUUUUUGCGUACCGGCCCUUUGUCUACUGGAUUACCCGCGGAAGGCUUGGAAGACGUACCAAGAACCGCAUCGCCAUCACAUGGACGACAACGUUUGCCUGCCAGCUCGUGGCCAGCGCUAUUGUUACUGGUAUAAUGGGCAACACGCCAGGUUACGAGUCUUUGAACAUGUCGCAUGUUUUCGCUGUCCUCAUAUCACGGCCCCGAUUCUACCCCAUAGUCAUCGCACUGUUGCGCUGCGUUGUCACCGUCAAGCGUACCCGAGACUACGAUAAAACCAUGAUCAUCAAACGCAGCGUCGAUGACCGUAUCGAGUUCCCCUACACAGACGCCUGGAUCACAACAAGCUUCUCAGAGCUACUGCUACUCCUCAUAUCCGCCAUAUUCACUGGAGUAACGUGGAAUCGUCUCCCAUCGGACAGCAAAGUACGCGAGUACACAUCGGACCACGUGAGCUUCGUAUCGAGCGCCCCGGGGAUCAUGUUUCUCUGUAUGCUGGCUUUCGUGCCGGUAUACAAGCGCUACGGCGAGGCGUACCCCAUUGAAGGACGACGAUAUGAGACCGGAAGACAUUGGGGCGUGACGAUAAGCAGCGAUGGCAGGACAAAGAUCGGCGUCAAAAAGGGCAACAACAAAACUUUGGUCAAGAGAGGAGCCAACGCCGUGUGCGCAGUGCUUCUCAUGGGCUAUAUUUGUCUGUGCCAGUGGGCGUAUUGGACCAGAAUUCUCGACAUGUCAGGCGUGCUGUUCUGCCCCCCAAAGAUGAUAGAGUCUGGGGUUGUCUGGGUGGUUUUCACGUUGGUUGGGCUGUUGGCUGGAGCUGCCUCAUAA